This is a messenger RNA of Entelurus aequoreus (snake pipefish), 1146 nucleotides long. RefSeq names its product ADP-ribosylation factor-like protein 15. Gene Ontology annotation, molecular function: GTP binding; GTPase activity. The transcript has 6 exons. Bases 436 to 1098 code for a protein of 220 amino acids. NCBI's taxonomy places the organism in Eukaryota, Metazoa, Chordata, Actinopteri, Syngnathiformes, Syngnathidae. The record is from RefSeq and is a predicted model, not a curated record.
ACGUGACCAAGCUACGUGCCCACGCCGACGUACGUGACGUCACCACGGAGGCUUCGCCAGUUUCCUGAAAGGCAGCACUGAAACUGUUAUGGCUGUGUGACAAAUGACUGCAAGCGAAGCGGCGGGCGAGUGAGCGUUUUAGGUAGAAAAUAAGCACCUCAUUUCGGACACUUUUACCCGUCCCUGGACGUCGACCCAGGACGUCGCUGCCUGGCUUCGGCGUUCUUCCGGCAGAAGAGACGGUGAAAGGGAAGCCACCGAGCAGCUAGCCCACUAAAGGCUGCUUGUCUAUCCCUGUGUGGCUGCAAGGAAGGCGGGGAAUACAAAGCGACGUGAUCCGGGACGUCUGUUUUUCAACAUUGUUGGACUCACUGAAGCUCAAACGUGACUUCUUUAAAGUCCCUUCGUGUUGCUGGGACAAUACGACGAGUGUACAUGGAUUAUCUGUGUUUCCGUGCACUGUGCUGUAAAGGACCGCCACCGCCAAGACCCGAGUACGAUGUGGUUUGCAUCGGCCUGAUGGCUGCUGGAAAGACCAGCCUGCUCUCACGCCUCUGCAGCGAGGGCAGCGACAGAAUCGUUCCCACCACUGCAGCACAGUGGAGUGGUGUUAAGUAUGUCCAGAAGAAGAGGCUUUGGGGUUUUAGUAUCAAAGCAGUGCCCUUUCCUAAUGCCAUCCUGAAUGUGAAAGAACUUGGAGGUGCUGACAACAUCAAGAAGUAUUGGUGUCGCUACUACCAGGGGUCACAGGGCGUGGUCUUUGUGUUGGACAGCGCUUCAUCAGACGAGGACCUUGAGGCGGCGCGUGCAGAGCUGCACUCGGCCCUGCAGCACCCGCAGCUCUGCACGCUGCCUUUCCUCAUCCUCGCCAAUCACCAGGACAGGCCCGCUGCAAGGACGCCAAACCAGCGACGACACUGUACACCAAUGACGUUCCUGCCUUCACCUCCUUCUCACAGUCGCUGCCGUGUUGACAGAAGAAGGUGGUGCAUUUCCUCCACAAACAAACUUUGGCCAACACUGUUUUCCGCGGCAUUCCUUGUUUACAGCGUCACAAUCUGGGUGUUUCUGGCACAGCAAGAACCAGGGCUCUCCUAAUACGGCUCUGCAGACCCGUUCAGGCCUCACUGGGGCUCUCUGUGCUGA